AGGCUUGACCUUGAAUCACACUCAUGUCGACCGAUCGCCCAUUGUUUCAAACGAUCGAAACCCGCGCUCUGCUUCGACGGGUGUCAUGUGUCUUCCGGAUUCCGUCCUCGGGCGAUGUGCCAGCUGACACUGCCCCAAGCACUACGCUUCUGUCGUCUGUGGGCGAGCGCACGCGGAUUGUCGCCCUGAACGAUGUUGAGGACGACGAGGACGAGGAGCUCUCGAGUUUGGAAGCAGACCAGUCCUGCGACGACACCGCCACCGCCACACCGACAACCGACGAGACCACCAUCACAAAGCACGAUGCAGGUCCUCAGAGUUCUGAUGCCCAGGCCGAGGUGCCGCUGGGCCAGGCGCCGGUCACCGAGCCGACGAACGGUGCUGCGCCAAGCUGUCUCGUGUUGAAACCACCAAUCACCCGCCAAAACUCAUCCAAGCCGCUGCUCGGUGGCCGCGCUGCUGCUGGGUCCAUGCCCGACGAAACCAGCGCUUCCUCUGCUGUUGAUGCUAAAGUCCGCGCGCAGCACGCAGCCAUCGUCGUCGCCACCGCUUGCACGCUCACUUUGGAACUGGCUCAGGCUGUGCCGCUCAUCGGACUCCGAUUGGUCGUCUCAGCCGGCGCGGUGGAAGUGUCCCUUGACACGCAGGGCUAUCUAACAUCUGCACGCGGUAGUCCUCUGGAUGACGCUGGCACUGCUGCACCCGAUGGCAGCGUAGAACUGCACGAGUUUGAUGUCGAUUUAGCAACACCUGCACAAUGUCGGGUCGUGACGCUCGCUUUCCGUCGCUUUGCCGGGCAUGUCAACAAUUCAGAUAGCAGCAGCAGCAGCAGCAGCAGCAGCAGUGAUAGUGGUACUAGCAGCAACAGCAAUGGCAACAGCUCGAGCUCUCUUCGAAUCCAGUCAAUCGACCUGAUUCUAGACAGCUCGUUUCGGCUGAACGCACCAGGUCAGGAAGGCCCGAAAGCCUCCUCCUCCUCCUCCUCUUUCAACCUAGAUGCUGUGAAAGGAAUGCUCGAAUCAAGGAGCACACCACUGUCGAGCGGGGCACAGGCGUUGCUCAAUUCUCUUGUUCAGCGCGAAGCCAAUGGCGGUCUGAAUGCGGCCUCGAGCGAAAGUUCGUCGCUCAUGUCCCUGAUGAUGAUGGGCUCAACUCUGCUCUCGCGCGUGCCAAAAGCACCACCAACCGCAUCCGAAGCACCGCCUCGGCCCAAUCCUGCCCCGCCGUCUGCCUCCAGCAUACCCCCGAAAGCAGCAACGGAACAGCUGGAACCUCCCAUCGCGCACACUCGGCUCCCGACCUCACAGACAGCACCAAGCACCGAUCUGGCUGCCACGCUUCGACUUGAAAUGCAGCAAAUGGAGCUGCGAUUGAGUGCCAAACUUGACCGCCAGGCAGCCCAGCUGGCUGCCAUCUCCAAACAACUCGAGCAGGUUGUGCAAAUGAGUUCCAUGGCGGUUGCAUUCGCCAGCCGUGGUGGUCGAACAGCCACGCUCACCCAACAAGGCAGCGACACCCAUCCCAACGCUCGGCCACCAAGUGACUCACAGCCGCCGCAGCAUUCUCCACAACAACAGGAACCAAUCGACUAAAAUUGCUGCUGCUGCUGCGGAUGGUUGCCCGCAUCGUGUUGAAGUUUUCUGCACCACGUUCUUGUUCAAUUUCAUAUGUGUGCAAUAGCGGACCGGGUC
This is a messenger RNA of Capsaspora owczarzaki ATCC 30864, 1691 nucleotides long. RefSeq lists its product as hypothetical. The record is from RefSeq and is a predicted model, not a curated record. Bases 24 to 1592 code for a protein of 522 amino acids. NCBI's taxonomy places the organism in Eukaryota, Filasterea, Ministeriida, Capsasporidae. The transcript has a single exon.